Messenger RNA from Clupea harengus (Atlantic herring), 1322 nucleotides. RefSeq names its product 24-hydroxycholesterol 7-alpha-hydroxylase-like (gene cyp39a1). Gene Ontology annotation, biological process: cholesterol homeostasis; bile acid biosynthetic process. Bases 16 to 696 code for a protein of 226 amino acids. The transcript has 7 exons. NCBI's taxonomy places the organism in Eukaryota, Metazoa, Chordata, Actinopteri, Clupeiformes, Clupeidae. Gene Ontology annotation, molecular function: heme binding; iron ion binding; oxysterol 7-alpha-hydroxylase activity. The record is from RefSeq and is a predicted model, not a curated record.
UAUUUCAUAUCUGUCAUGUCUUCUGCUCUUCAGACUCUGCUGCAACACCUUGUUACAACGAUAACAGACAAAUUCCUGCCCAAUUAUGGCCUUCUCAUGUUGUGGGCAUCCCUUGCUAAUGCAAUACCUAUAACGUUUUGGGCCAUCGCCUUCAUGAUGUCCAAACCCUCAACCUACAAGAAAGCCAUGGAGGAGAUAAAUGCUACACUGAAAAACCAAGACACCAAAAACACCAAUGUGACGCUGGAGGACCUCCAGGAGAUGCCGUACGUGAAGUGGUGUAUCCUGGAAGCCAUCCGGCUCCGGGCCCCAGGUGCUAUCACCCGCAGGGUGGUGCGGCCAAUCAAACUACAGAACUACAUCAUUCCUCCUGGAGACUUGCUGAUGGUGUCUCCAUACUGGGCACACAGGAACCCUAAGUACUUCCCCGCCCCGGAGGAGUUUAAGCCUGAAAGAUGGGAGAAGGCGGAUUUAGUAAAGAAUGUCUUCCUGGAAGGGUUCGUGGCAUUUGGAGGAGGCAAAUACCAGUGCCCAGGAAGGUGGUAUGCAAUAAUGGAACUGCACAUGUUCGUGGCCAUGAUUCUCUACAAAUUCGACUUCACUCUUUUGGAUCCUUUACCCAAUCCGAGCCUGCUUCACCUGGUGGGCACCCAGCAACCAGAGGGACCCUGCACAGUGAACUACAGACACCGAUAGUGUGUCGCCUUGACCAGUAGGGGGCCCUCUACAACACGCUCCCAGAACAACUGAGACUAACCAUAGAUUGGACCCCUACAACAAAGGCAAUAUAAAUGAAUGGAAAUCAAGCUAAUAAAGCAUCUGCGGGAAAGCCAAGGGCCCAUUAAUUUUAUGAACUGAAUUUCUGUCUGCCCCUGGUUUGAUGGAGGAACAGAGAAACUGACAGUUCCUCCAUAUAUCCCCUUCUGUAGUCUGAAGCAUCUUUGUGUUACCACUUGAAUAUAUUAAAGAUAACAUGAUUUAAUAUUACCUCAAUGGGCUCAGAUAAAAUAGGGAACCCUAAUAAUGAGACCACGCACCAGGGUCCAAGAAAUAUGAGAAAUAUCUUAAUUAAUCACAUAGGAAUAUUUGUGUAAUGUAUAUUUAUUCUGAAUUUAUUUUAUUAUAAGUCAUAUGAAAAUGAAAUUAACCUUAAACUGCAAUUUUCUUUGACGCAGGGUGAACCUCAUUAACUGGUAUUGCAAUGCUUUGCCUUGUCUUAUAAUUACCUGUGUACUUCAGAUGUCAAUCUUACCGAUAUACGGCACUACACUUGUUGCAAUUAAAACGAUUUCUGUGUUCCAGCAGUAUGGUCUACACACACA